Molecule: messenger RNA, 2199 nt
Organism: Pseudo-nitzschia multistriata
Lineage: Eukaryota; Bacillariophyta; Bacillariophyceae; Bacillariales; Bacillariaceae
Source: the annotation of a GenBank genome assembly
AAAUCACAGAAAAACACACAUUUGUCCAACGCGAAGACAAAAAACACAAGCCAAAAAAUCUUCCAACAAUGAAGUUUGUUGCCGCCGCCGUUGCCUGCAUUGCGGGCAGUACCGCCAUGACCCURGCGACCGCCGAACUCCGAGGAAUGCGCAACCUCGAACAGGACCACAAGAAAAUGCUCCGAAGAGUCCCACCCGGAUUCGACAUCAACCAAUUCACCCAGCCCCCAGAAGUCGCCGACGAUUCGUCGGGUACCCUUGUCGAGGACGACACCACUCCCAACAAUGCUCCGGAGGUCACCAACCCUCCCACCGCAGCACCAGUUUUGCCCGACUGCACCCCCGUCGAUGGAGCACCCUCCCGUACCGAGGAGUACGUUGUUGUCCAGUACGACAGCUCUGCCAACGAUAAGGUCAUCAACUUUGACAAGAAGGMSGACCAGAUCGUUCUCGACGUCUUGUACGAGUUUGCCUACAAGAACGCGACGGGCCCCUGCACCCAAAAGGGAGCCGUGAACGAGGUCUUCGACGCCGAGUUCUUGGCCUUCAACGAAGACGACAGCACAUUCUUGCUGCGCAUCGGACGCAUCACGAACUCCAUCGGCGAAAUGUUCUCUGGCACUUCCGAGAGCUGUGGACCCAUCGUCUACAACUCUACCGAUCCCGGAUCCGUSGACCUCUCCGUUCGUCGUCUGGAAGASCAGUGCGAAUGCCCUCUCCCCACCGCCGCCCAGCUCGUUGCGGGUUACAGCGCUGCCCUCGCCAACGAGUACAAGGACGAAGGCCUCGGUGAGAACUUUAUUGUCGGAACCCAACAGUUGUGUGCCGAGGAGGGAUGCAAGGCCGACAAGAAGGGAAUUACCACCUACAGCUCCGCCGGUGUCUGCCUGGGCGAUAUGGAAGCAUUGACCAACGUCCCUUCCAGUUCACCCACGGACUUUCCCACGGACUUUCCCACCAAGUUUCCAACCAAUAAACCCUCCAGGAAACCUACCACAAAACCUUCCAAGAGUCCAACAGAGGGUCCAACCAAGGAGCCAACCUUCGAGCCAACUCCUUCGCCAUCCGCGGAAGGGGACACUCCUUCCCCUACUGCCGAAGACACUCCUUCGCCUACUGCCGAAGACACUCCUUCGCCUACUGCCGAAGACACUUCUUCGCCUACUGCCGAUGACACUCCUUCCCCCACCAUCACAAACACGACUUCUUCGCGAUUCCUGGUAGAGGAAGAACUCKUGGUCUCGCAAAACCAGGACGCAUAUGCGUACCUCACCGAGGCACAAGCCAAGCAAGACGUGUGCUCACAGAUCGAUUGGAAGCUGGUCAAUAACGAAGCCAAUCGCCGAAUGUGCAAGGACUACCUCGAAUUGCCGUACGCCAAGACCGAUGCAAAGAAGUGCGCCGAGCAAUCUUCCGAGACCAAGGUGCCCAAGAAAUUCUUCUCCGUAGCCCGUACCUCACACGAAUCCCUCGUCCACACCGGAGUCUCUGCUUCCAACCCYGAUUUYGAACGCUAUCACUUCAGCGACUCCGAGGCCCUGGAAUUUAUCGAAGAAAAUUGCGGAGCCGAUGUCGCCCRCGCCUACCAAUGCCUCGCCCCGCCAGCCUUCCGUGCGGAUCUCUUCCGCUUCUGUGCGCUCUACUCGAAUGGAGGUGUCUACCUCGACUCCGAUAUUCUGCCUUUGGUCCGCCUGGAAGACCUAUACGACCCCUGUGCGGUUGCCACCGUCGGACACGACUGGCCACAGGGGCGCCCCCAGAAGCAAAUGAAGAUCCUCGCCRGUCAGAAGAACGCUCCCAUUUUCGGAUGCAUGCUCCAAAARAUUGUUGGAAACGUGGCCAACGAAUUCUACUCCGACAAUGCCCUGGCCAUCACCGGACCCAUUGCGCUCCAGGAAUGCUACGAACUUCACUCCGAGGGUGUAGCCAUCACCUACCACGACACACGCCAGGCCGCUUUCCCAUUCACUGGAAUGCGCGACGUGCACGGCCACUCCGUCUUGGCCCUCGAGACACCUCCUACUGUCGAACGAGAAAACUACAAGACCGACGUGGAUUCCCACGAGGUCUACCGCCCAAACUGUCCACUCCACACGAACAUCGCAAAGAAGGUUGCCGCAACCGUUGUCGACAACAUGUAAAGACUUGCAAAAAGACUUGCAACUGCCCAUCAUCUUUAAAUACAAAAAUACCAUAGCA